Molecule: messenger RNA, 906 nt
Organism: Strongylus vulgaris
Lineage: Eukaryota; Metazoa; Nematoda; Chromadorea; Rhabditida; Strongylidae
Source: the annotation of a GenBank genome assembly
AUGGAAUCGUGUCAAAUGCGUGUGGACGAGCUUCGUCUGCGUCUAGAUCAAUCUCUGGCGUCGUUCCAGCGUUCAUCACAACAAAAAGACAAGACGCGCUCGCUCCGUAUCGUGCGUCAGAACAGUACGGAGACGCUGAUUGAGAUCAACAAUAUUAUGGAAUCGUGUCAAAUGCGUGUGGAGGAGCUUCGUCUGCGUCUAGAUCAAUCUCUGGCGUCGUUCCAGCGUUCAUCACAACAAAAAGACAAGACGCGCUCGCUCCGUAUCGUGCGUCAGAACAGUACGGAGACGCUGAUUGAGAUCAACAAUCCAGGAGAGCGCUCUCGUUUCGACCGACUUUUGGCAACGUCGCCAUUGAAUGUGAUAUGUAGUAAUGGUAGCUCUCCUGCUCCAAAUAUCGCAUCCAGCCCUGCAGAUUCAACUGAUUCUGGCGUGGCUGUGUCACCACUUUCGUCGCCAUUUGGCCAUACGAAGUAUUCACCGUUCCACCAGUAUUCCAGUGGGAUGCGACAGCGCUCCGCUAGCGAAAGCGGCGAUUGGGAUGGUGUGGUACUGAAGAGUAUCCUCAAGAAACCUCAUCGCAGUGACCGGUUUUCAAGAUCUCAGUCAGAAACUCAGCAUUGCUGCGGAGAUAUCGCGUCGCAGCUUUCGCUUUUAAUGGAAUCGACUACCGAAAUUGAUGAGAAUGAAGAGCACACCGAAAAUGACGCCGAGUUGAUGACGGAGCAUCGAAAGAAACGCGUUUCGUUCAGUGAGAAAGUGCAGGAGCGACGUUUUCGCGUCGGACAAUGUAUACUAACCGCGGCUAGGAAAAAUGAGAAGAAACGCGCUUAUCGCAGACGCAAAGAAGAGAGGGAACGAGCUCAUAGCCAGGAGAGUAACAAUGAAAAUCACGCUGAUAGCAAC